Python bivittatus (Burmese python) is the source of this 2566-nucleotide messenger RNA. RefSeq names its product keratinocyte differentiation factor 1 (gene KDF1). Gene Ontology annotation, biological process: keratinocyte development; regulation of epidermal cell division. Gene Ontology annotation, cellular component: cell junction. The record is from RefSeq and is a predicted model, not a curated record. NCBI's taxonomy places the organism in Eukaryota, Metazoa, Chordata, Lepidosauria, Squamata, Pythonidae.
CAUGGAGAAAAUCUAUCUAUGUGGUUGCUAAGAGUUGACAACAACUUGACGGCAAGUAAUCAAUCAAUCACGGUCCUUGGAAUCUCUUGCUCUGCUGGUUACUAAUAUAUGCUGGAAGGCCCCAGACUGAGGAAGGCUGCCUCACAAACUUUUCCAUAAAGUUAAUUUUUGUUGCCACUUCCUCCAACUUCGGAAUUCCCCCAAGCACCGUUCCCAGGCCUCUUAUGCAUGAGUGAGUGCUCCGCCAGGCUUCCUGCUCUCCUGGGAACCAGAGAGACCGCACGUCAGACAGGAUUCCCUCGUGCCCUUGAGCAUGCACAGAGUUCCUUCCGAACCACUGUCUAAACUGCAAGAUACGCUGAUCUUUCGCGGAGACGAAAAAGACCCCUCGCCGCUGCAGCUAUGAGGUCUGGGCGACACUGAGGGGCAACUCCCCCGAGGGCACGGAGCAGAACCGAGUGGCGGCGAUGGCCGUCGGCGGCGUCGCAUUCCUCCUCCCCAUCCCCGAGCGGGUUAGCCUGCCUUCCGGGGAAGCGCGUCCUUCCAGGCAGCUCGUGCGUCACGUGGCCCAGGUGAGGGAGGGGCCCCGGACGCGGUUCACCUGGCUGGGCAGGGUCUUCUGACAUGGAGGAAGCAGCUGCAUAGAGCCUCAGUGAUUCCAUAAGAAGGCAAAGCAGAAGGUCUCUUAGGGGUGGUGAGUCAUGCUUGGAAAGAAACAAGGGCACUGCCAAACCAUAAGCAACUACCAUCAGCCCCCUCAAGAUGUUGCAGUCCCACAGAGGAUCAGUUCUCCUAAGGCAAGCGAUAUUAGCCUGGAGGUAUUUAGCGGCUCUACCCCAGAGCUUAAACGCAUCCGCAGGCCCAGGCGGGAUAGAAGAGCCUAUAAAGUUGAUCCCAAAGAUUCCCACGGAGGGGAAGGAGAGACAAACACCUUUAUACCCAGACCUGCAGAAAGUCCCCCGCCCCCAUGCUGUCCCAGUCUUUCCCAGGCCUGGAAUACCUCCAAAGCAAUCUUCUGCUGCCUCGUAACCUGCGGGAGCUGCUUCAAGGACUGUCGAGCCAGUAUCUCAUACAACGGUACCCUGACUGAUGACGGGAAGAGCCAGGAGUGCAAUGGACGUUCACCCAGCAGUCCUGCCAACACCUCCCCCAGUGAAAAGAAUGGAAGCCGAACUGAGAAAAGCAUAAUGGGAAGCAGUUUUAGCUACCCUGAUGUGAAAUUGAAAGGGGUCCCGGUCCCGCUUUAUCCGAAUCGGGACCAUGGCUCUAUCACAGACUCUGAUUCAUGUUACAAGGAAACUUUGCCAGAAAAGAUCCCCCAACACAGCAUUGAGAAGCAGCCUGCUCCUACUAGCCACCGAAGCUCUGAGGAACAUUAUUCCUUCCAUGAGUCCGAUCUUGAGUUCGGUGAGCUGAAUAGCUCCAUGUCCAGUCGGGAGAUUGAUGGCCUAAUCUUCAGAAAACUCACCGAGCUCUUCAGCGUCCACCAGAUCGAUGAGUUGGCCAAGUGUACAUCAGACACGGUCUUCCUGGAGAAGACCAACAAGAUCUCAGACCUCAUCAACAGCAUUACUCAGGACUACAAUUUGGACGAGCAGGAUGCUGAAUGUAGGCUGGUCCGGGGCAUCAUACGCAUCAGCACGCGCAAAAGCAGGGUCCGACCCCGGGUCCCUGCCCCAAAUCUCCCAAGUUCAGGGGAGAACAUAAGCCGAGGCAACCCACUUCACAGUGGCAACGAGACUAUGCUGGCAUCUGUCCUCACUACUGAAGAAGAUUUACCUGUUCAGAUAUCGGUAGAAACUACAGCGGAUGUGCAAGCCAGAAACAUGAGGCAAGGCGCCUACAGCGCAGCAGGAUCCCCAUUGAGUAGAGGUUCUUCUUUCCAAGAUACAGAGACAGACUCCUCUGGAGCCCCCCUGCUUAAAGUAUAUUGCUGAGAAACAUGAACCUUGGGAACCCACAAAAGCAGCAAGGAUUUUAAGUCAGCCUCCCUAGCAGGUGGUGGAGACGUAGUUUAGAAGCGAAGCGAUGGGCAGUGGAAUCUGAUGCAAGCCAUCAACUGUGCCUUCCCAGGAAUACUUGAUUUCUGUUGACAUUUUCCAAGGUUGAACCUGCUGUAAACUUGCUUUAAGGUGACCAUUGGUGCUUUUUGACAAUUUCCUGGGCAAUGUUGAUCUCUGCUUGAGAUGUGAAUGCAAGUUAUGUAGCAGUUACACCUUUUUGCACAUAUCUUUUUCUUUGACCAUUCUACUCUCCCCCUACCCUUGUCAGAUAAGAACUCACAACUGAAAAAUUUCUUUUCCAGAAUAAAAGUGAUCUUCUGCCUUAUUCAUACAACAGACUGUCAAUGACUUGUCAUUCACUCUCUCAUUUGGAAUCCAGACUUGAUUGUUCUCAUGUAAUUCCCUAUCCCUUAAAAUAUGCACUCUUAAUUGUAAAUAACUCACCAGAACUCUUGAUGAUGAAAUUUUGUUGAUUUAGGAAAUUUGACAAUCCCUCCACUGAAAUCUUCAGAAACUCUUACUGUCUUUCCUGUAUUUUAUUUUAUUUUAUUUUAUUUUAUUUU